CCUCAUUUUUCUGAUUUCUCUUCUACUUCUCUUUCUUUUUCUUCUUCAUCUCCUCCGUUUCUGGGUAUUCUUUCAUUUUCUUUCUUAUUUCCUUUUGUUUUUUCUCUAUUCCUUUUACUCUUUUUCCUUUCUUCUUACUCUUCCUCUCUCUUUCCUCUCUUUUUUCUCUACACUUCUUAAUAUUCCUUUGAUUUUCUUACUCUUCUUACUCUUCCCCUCUCUGUCACGUUUUCUUUUCCUUUGAUUUUUCUAUUUUUUACAAUCUUUUUUAUUCCACCAUUUUUUUGGUUCCACAAUAUGUUACAAAUUUUUUUUAAAGUUUUAUAAUGUUUUUGAUAUUGGGGCUUAAAAGAGGAAAAUUUUGGAUAAGGAUGACUGAUUUUUUUUCUCCUUCUCCUCUUUCUUCUUCAGCACCGAGCAAAAAGAACCCAGCCAAGCCGACAACCCCACUUGGAAAACUGAAAUCCCGGAUCUGCUCUGCUCUAUUCUGCUCCUCACCGUCGGCUGCUCUUGUUUGUGGGUGCGAAAUUCUUCAAAUUUCUGGUAAGAACAGCCAUGAUUCUCCUCCUUUUAGCCUUAAAUUAACUUGGGUUACUCCAAUUUGUGCUUGUGGUUCUCCAAUUUUGGGUAGAUUCCGAAUUUCUCCCCAAAUUGCCGCCGGCCUUCCCCUAGCUUGUAGCUCUGGUUUUGCUGGGAAAAUUCUGGUUCUUGAUCCUUGGGGCACUUUAGUAUGUGGGUUGAGUCUUCGGUUUUAUGCGAUUUGAGGUAAGUAAAAUUAUGGUAAUUCCCUUCGAUUUUAAAAGUGUAUUUUAACUUGUUUUUCAAGUGGUGGCGGGACUAAAUCUGUUUUCUACAAAAAUGAGCAUGAUUGAUUUGAAAUAAGAUUAUUAUUCUUUUUAUUGAUUUGAGCAUGUCUACUUGGAAUUUACUUAACUGCCCUGAUGAACUGAGAAUUUUGUAGACUCUGAUUUUUCUGCUAAAUCCAUGCCCACAUGGAAAUUUUCCCGGUUUAUUCUUGAAAUUGAGAGUGAGAAUCAUGGAUUUUUCUAUAAAUCUUGCUUGGUUUUGUCUCCGAUAUGGUCAUGUUAUUCAUGUGCCCGCUAGUGGGAGGUUUAUAAACGCUAGCACAUGUCGACAUGUUAUUGAUAGAACUCGUUCGUUUCUGUUAUCCUACUAGUGGGAUUAUACACUAGUAAAUCAUGUGCCUGCCAGUGGGAGGUUUAUAACACUGGCCAUGACCUAUAGAGGAGACGUCUAUUUCGUUCCCGUACUAUAUCCGUUUUUCGUGAUUACACUUGUUGGCAUGCUAUAAGUUUAAUUAAGGGCUAUUCAUAUUUACUUACUGAGUUAUCUCAUAGUUUUUCCUUGUCCACCAUUUCAAGAAGCGAAGUCAAGGACGAGAAAAAAAACCAAGGGGAGUGACAAGUUAAAAGGCUGGCCAUCUUGUAAAUUGAACAUAGAUUUUAGAUGCAGUUCAUGAUCUUGUAAGCUAGCCUUUAUUUGGAGAUUUUAUGAUAUCAGAGCAAAUUUUAAAAUAUUAUAUUCAAAUUUUGUGGUAUCAGAUUGUGAAUUGGAUAAGUUCCGAGUCUUGUGCAUUUGUGGGAUCCUCUCACGAGUGCACGGCGUUUGUUACGCCUCAGAUUUGGGUUUUGGGGCGUGACAAGGUGGAACCUUUCUUUGUCUCUUUUCUAUUGUUGUAAUUCCUCUUUUUUUGUUUAUAGAGUUACUUGUUUGUUUGGGGGAUGGACAUGGGUGUUGGCAU
Messenger RNA from Rubroshorea leprosula, 1762 nucleotides. The record is from the annotation of a GenBank genome assembly. NCBI's taxonomy places the organism in Eukaryota, Viridiplantae, Streptophyta, Magnoliopsida, Malvales, Dipterocarpaceae.